This is a messenger RNA of Gossypium arboreum, 1611 nucleotides long. Its product is annotated as serine/threonine-protein kinase OXI1-like. The coding region runs from base 114 to 1382 and encodes 422 amino acids. Lineage: Eukaryota; Viridiplantae; Streptophyta; Magnoliopsida; Malvales; Malvaceae. The transcript is spliced from 2 exons. Gene Ontology annotation, molecular function: ATP binding; protein serine/threonine kinase activity. The record is from RefSeq and is a predicted model, not a curated record. Gene Ontology annotation, cellular component: cytoplasm; plasma membrane; nucleus. Gene Ontology annotation, biological process: protein phosphorylation.
GCCACCAACAUUCUCAUUCUCAUCUUUCAUACAAUUUAAACUUCGUAUUUCUUCUUCUCCCUCAAACACCCAGGAACCAAUCUUAAAAACCAACCGUUCAGCCUCCGUACGCCAUGGUCGAUGCUAAACAAUUCAACGUGCAUUCAGUACCAUCACUCAAAUUAGAUUGCCUGGAAGUAGUGACGGCUGUAGGACGAGGAGCGAAAGGAGUGGUGUUUCUUGCCAGAGAUAAAUUGACGGAGGAAAUUUUAGCUUUGAAAGUUAUAUCUAGAGAUUCCAUCGAGAAGAGUAAUAAAGGAGUAAAGGGUAAUAAUGGAAUUGAAAGGAACGAGUAUAGAAGGGUUAGACUUGAACAGCAAGUGUUGAUGAAUUUUAACCACCGGCUUUUGCCGCGAUUGCGAGGAGUUUUAACAACCAAUAAAGUCGUUGGUUUUGCCAUUGAUUAUUGUCCCGGUCGUGAUCUUAAUUCUUUGAGAAGGAAACAGACUGAGAAAAUGUUUACGGACGAUGUUAUAAGGUUUUAUGCAGCGGAAUUGGUUCUCGCUUUGGAGUAUCUUCAUAAUUUAGGAAUUGUUUACAGAGAUUUGAAGCCUGAAAAUAUCAUGAUCCAAGAAAAUGGCCAUAUCAUGCUUGUCGAUUUCGAUCUUUCCACUAAACUUUCUCCAACACCUCCCAAUUCGGUCACUCAGAAACCGCCGGACUUUGUCAAGAGAAAUCGAUUCUUUCCCUUUAAAAGGUACUUCAACUCGGGUAUCGCCCCUUACGACUCGUCCUACCAAGCGCUCGUCAACUCGGAACAUAUUGAGUCAGGCUAUGUAAAUAAAUCCAACUCGUUCGUUGGAACAGAGGAAUACGUGGCGCCAGAAGUCAUAUCCGGUAAAGGUCAUGAUUUCUCUGUGGAUUGGUGGUCCCUGGGGAUCGUUCUACACGAAAUGCUGUACGCCACGACACCGUUUAGGGGAUCAAACAGGAAAGAAACUUUUUACCGCAUUCUAACUAAAUCGCCGGAGCUAAUGGGGGAACCGACACCGUUGAGGAACUUGAUAAGGAAAUUGUUAGAGAAGGAUCCAAAGCAAAGGAUCACACUGGAGGGAAUCAAGGGACACGAUUAUUUCAAGGGGAUUGAUUGGGAACUAAUUCUUCUAAUCCAACGACCUCCGUAUAUUCCGGCACAAUUAGUAUCGGAGAAGGAGUUUUCGGAGGAGGGAAGGGAAGGAAUUAAAAGAAUUGAUGUGGAGUUGUUUGUACAAGGAAUAUUCGCAAAUGGUGGCCGCAGAAAUAUGGUUAAACAACAGGACACUCCUAAUGUAUAUAAAAACAAUAUAUGGCUCAAACCCCAAAUUCUUAGUCCUUGUGAACCAAAUCCCUUUUCAAUUUUAUAAGGAUGUUCUCCCUUGGGAUGAAUUUUUUUUAGAAAAAAUAUUUUUCUUUUAAAAGUAAUGAAGAACAUAUAUCAUUGGAGUAAUUUUUUUAAUUUUUGAUAUGAGCUUUUUUAGAAAUGAAAAAGCAGUAAAUUUUAGCUUUUUCAGCAAAAAAACACUUUUAGCUGUUAUUUUACCUUUUUAACCUUACUUUUUGACUUAAAAUGUGUUUGAUGCUAUUAUUUUGUGU